AUGCCAGCUAACAUCCCCGAAUCUGACACUGAGGCCCCUUCAAACAUCAACGACGAUGAAAUUGACGAAACUACCACUGUACUUCGCCCUCAUCCCAAAGGCACUUACACCGCUGCCUCGUUCCAAAUUUUACUGCUUGACUCGUUGCCAGUCCGCCUCCGGAUACUCCAUCUCCUGACUAGUUUGAACACACAAAUCUCUUACUUGGAUGUCCUUGCCUUGAGUUCAGAACUCAGAAAUGCGUCUCGCGCAUACCACAGUUUCGUAAAGGAGAACGAAAGUUCCAGCAUUACGCCAUUUCAUCAAAACCUACUUGACUAUCUCGUGCGUCGAUUCAUGAUACCUCUACAUUGUCACUUUACAAACAAGGCCCGCACAAACCCAUUAUUUGCCUUCUCAUUAAAGGUCAGCCUGGAAACAGCCAUGACUCUCGUAUCACCUGAACCAGAUGAAGCCUUCUCCAAACUAAUAGUCAAUGGCGGGGGCUUAUUCAGAGAGGGUAUCUGGUGCGCGAUGGCCGUUAUUGCCAUUGAGCUCCUAGCCCAGCUCGAAGCCCAACACAUCGAAGGAACGUUGCACCGCAACUUCGAUUAUAUUACCCUGCUCAAGCGAUUUGUCAAUGACAUGAUUACUCUCUCUUCCGAGCGGAUCCGCCAUGGAGAGACAAAUAUUAAGGGUCAUAUGUUUCUCAGCAUGAUCUUGGCAAAGGUCGAGGCGGUGCAAGCGGGCGCCGAUUGUGAACUGUCUAUCGCACGGAGUGCGAAAGACAGUCUUGAAUUCUGCCAUGGCCUUUUACUAGCGCAGGCUGACUCUUCAUUAUUGGGUGGUCCCAACAAUACUGGAUUUGCAUCUGGGUCGAGUCUUGAUGAUGGGCCCGAAGGUCCUGAUUCUGGAUACGACUUGGACUUGGACUGGGACUUUCUCUUGCCAGAUGCUGGGUUUCCUUGA
This is a messenger RNA of Penicillium hordei, 948 nucleotides long. RefSeq lists its product as uncharacterized. The record is from RefSeq and is a predicted model, not a curated record. Bases 1 to 948 code for a protein of 315 amino acids. Gene Ontology annotation, biological process: regulation of transcription by RNA polymerase II. Gene Ontology annotation, molecular function: DNA-binding transcription activator activity, RNA polymerase II-specific; RNA polymerase II cis-regulatory region sequence-specific DNA binding. Gene Ontology annotation, cellular component: nucleus. The transcript has a single exon. Lineage: Eukaryota; Fungi; Ascomycota; Eurotiomycetes; Eurotiales; Aspergillaceae.